AAGAUAUUCAGUAACAGCCAGAUAUGUUCCAAGUGGUUCGGAAAUGGGAAAUAAAACAUUGUAAUCUUCGAACUUAGUAGGUAUCCGGAUAACAAAAAAAAGUGUGAUCAAAGAGGUAUUGAAACAUGGGGGAAGAAAAAGAAGAAACCAAGAACGAAGUACCUUUGGAAACCGAAUUGAAAUCAACUCAUAUAUCAACACCACCCCCGGAGCCAAAAUCAAGUUCGGUUGCAACACCACCAUCAGAGAAAGCACCACCACCUCCUGUCAGCGACGAUGCUGCACUUGAUAUGAUCGUCACAGAAAAGAAACUGGCACUGAUCAAAGCCUGGGAAGAGAACGAAAAGACUAAGGCUGACAACAAGGCCUAUACAAAAAUGUCAGCAAUCGAAGCAUGGGAGAACACUAAACGAGCAGAAAUAGAAGCAGACCUCAGGAAGAUUGAGGAAGACAUUGAGAUUGAGAAGGGAAAACAGAGGGAAAAGACGAAGAACAAAAUGGCGGCCAUCCACAAGGAAGCGGAAGAAAAACGAGCUGUAGUAAUAGCCAAAAGGGGCCAAGAUAUCAUUAAGGCGGAAGAGGCAGCUGCAAAGUUCCAGGCUACAGGAACUUUGCCAACCAAACUGUUUAAAUGCUUCGGCUACUGAUUAGCAGCUUCAAAAGACACAUUAAUGGUCUCAAACAUAUCAUAAAGAAUAUAAUGGCAACCCUUAUGUCAUUGAAUUAUAAAUUUAUAUCUUGUAAUCAUUUGUUGAUUUUAGAGUGUUCAUUUCUCGUUCAACAAACCUGAGGUUUGUAUAAUAUA
Molecule: messenger RNA, 805 nt
Organism: Erigeron canadensis
Lineage: Eukaryota; Viridiplantae; Streptophyta; Magnoliopsida; Asterales; Asteraceae
Product: remorin-like
Exons: 5
Coding region: 126-647 (173 amino acids)
Source: RefSeq, a predicted model, not a curated record